Ilex paraguariensis (yerba mate) is the source of this 1338-nucleotide messenger RNA. The record is from the annotation of a GenBank genome assembly. NCBI's taxonomy places the organism in Eukaryota, Viridiplantae, Streptophyta, Magnoliopsida, Aquifoliales, Aquifoliaceae.
AUGGGGCAGCCAUUGCCGUGCAACGAUGCCGUGACAGAGUGUGAUCUUUAUGGUCAAGUCGAGCCGAUGGAUCUAUUUGCGGGAUCUGAAGAGGAAGUUGUUUAUGUGUUCGCCAAGUUGAAGAAGAAGAGUGAGAAUAGCAGUCGAAUAGAACGCAAGGUGGCGGAGAAGGGUACAUGGACCGGGGUCAAUAAAAAGAAGCCUGUAAUGGAUGGAAGAAAUAGAUAUAUUGGAUGGAAGAGAAACUUUGUUUACGAGAUCACAAAGGGAAAGGGAAAGGGCAAGGGCAAGGGCAAGGCCAAAGCCGGAUACAAUAUGAAAGAGUAUAGCCUUCUUGAUUCUGCUCUCAACCAUGAAAAGGUGAAAUUCAAGGACUAUGUCCUUUGCUGCAUCAAGAAGAAAAAACUUCCGGAAAGACAUGUCUCACGGGAGAACUUGGAAGAAACAGCAGAGAAUUACCAAUCAGCCAUGGUAGUCGCUGCAGAAGAUGAUUUUGAAGUUGCUCCAUUGCCAAACCACAAAUUGAUUCAGUCGGGCCCCUUGUUGUUGCCCCAGACUGAAGGAUACCAGCUUCAAGAUUACACAGCCAAUAAUAACAUCUUAGCUGCAGCAUCCAUGUCACAAUCUGAAGAAGCUGUGGCCACACAAUCUAGUGGAGUUUAUGACUGGAACAUGCUUAAACAGUCAUCAUCAUCAGAAACUGAAGAAGCAGUAGCCAGACAAUCCGGUGGAAUUAACAACUUCAACAUGCUGCUUACGGAAUCUUCAUCCAUGGUAGAAGUUGCCACCAUGCAAUCCGGUUGGAUUAAUCAUCACUUGUCAUUAGAACCACUAUUUGCUUGGCCUGAAUGUGACAAGGUGGAUUCAUCAGUUGUCACCUUGCCACAUGGUGAAUCGAUCGGACACAACCACUCACUGACCCAAUUCGAAGGAUAUGAUCAUCAGUGUCAAGAAUAUGCGAGCAGUGGCAACAAGAUAGUAUCUGCAGCAUCCAUAGCAGAAUCUACAGAACAAGUCCCCAUACAAUCCGGUUGGAUUGAUGACUUGAACAUGCUUAAGGAAGUGGUAUCAGUACCACCUUUUACUUGUCAUCCUGAAUAUCACACUUUGGAUACAACUGUGGCAUUAUCACCUUUGCCACCAUUAUCACCCUUACUUGUGGGAGGAGAAUCAGGGACGACAUUGCACUGUGGAGAAAACGAGUUUGAAUGUCAAGAACAAUGGAGUCGAGCUUCGAAAGCAUCCAUGGCUGCUGAUGCAGGAAGUAUCAAUUGUAGUGAUUGGGGACAGAGUUAUGCAGAGAUGCUGAAAGGUUUUCAGCAAGACCCACCCUCUUGA